Molecule: messenger RNA, 1303 nt
Organism: Scophthalmus maximus (turbot)
Lineage: Eukaryota; Metazoa; Chordata; Actinopteri; Pleuronectiformes; Scophthalmidae
Gene: echdc1
Product: enoyl CoA hydratase domain containing 1
Exons: 7
Coding region: 83-1018 (311 amino acids)
Biological process (GO): fatty acid beta-oxidation
Cellular component (GO): cytosol
Molecular function (GO): enoyl-CoA hydratase activity
Source: RefSeq, a predicted model, not a curated record
AGAAGAAGAAGAAGAAGGAAGCAGCAGUUUCCAGAGGGACAUGUUUCAGUGUAACACCACGCGACUUGCAUGAAGCAGCAGGAUGGCUCUCUGUGCACUGAGGCGACAACUCCUGAAAAGAAGCAGUAGCUGUGGAGCCUGGGGCAGGUGUAUGCAGAGAUGGAGCAGUGGCUGUGUUUACUCCGACGUCCACGGCUUCAACCAGCUGGAGAUCAGAGAGAAGCUCCAGGCUUUUCCCGGUGGCUCCGUUGAUCUGCUCAAGCAGGACUCUGGGGUAGCUGUGCUGACCAUCAACAACCCGUCCCGCAUGAACGCCUUGUCAGGCAGCAUGAUGGUGGACCUGGAGGAACGGGUGAGCCAGCUCGAGAACUGGACCGAUGGCAAAGCCCUCAUUGUCCGGGGUGCCGCUGAAACGUUCUGCUCCGGAUCAGACCUUAAUGCUGUCAGGGCGAUAUCUAACCCACAGGAUGGGAUGAAGAUGUGCAUGUUCAUGCAGAAUGCUCUUACAAGACUUCUCAGGUUGUCUCUGAUCUCUGUUGCCCUGGUGGAGGGGAGAGCGCUGGGAGGAGGCGCAGAACUCGCCACUGCCUGUGAUUUCAGAUUGAUGGCAUCUGACAGCGUGAUCCAGUUUGUCCAUAAACACAUGGGACUGGUCCCAGGCUGGGGCGGCGCCACGCGACUUGUCCGCAUCGUUGGAAGCCAGAACGCACUAAAGCUCCUCGCUGGCGCUCUGAAAGUGGACCCCGAACUUGGACUGCAGGUUGGACUGGCCGAUGGAGUCCUGCAAGACCCGCAGGGACAGGAGGGUGCAGGGACUCCUCUGCAGCAGGCUGAAAAGUGGCUCAGUAGUUAUAUAAAAGGACCUGCCCCUGUGAUUCAGGCUGUGAAGAAGGUGGUGCUGUCGGGGAGAGAGCUCCCUCUGUCCGAGGCUCUGAGGACUGAGAAGGACGUGUUUGGCACCGUGUGGGGCGGACCGGCUAACCUGCAGGCCCUGGCCAGCAAGUCCAAACACAAAUGAUCAGGUUGAAGUGUCUCUCUUCAGGAACUUAAGAGCAUCUCAGCUCAGCAGAUCAAACCAAGCCCCCGUCAUGGUGAAGACGGUUUCUAAGAUGUCACAAAGGAAACUGGUGCAGCAUCUCUGGGGAGAGACUGAGUCUUUAUUAACAUUACUGACUGAACUUCAAAAUCUUGUUUCAUUGAUUCUCUGUAGACUGAUGCUGUAUAUGGACUUGUUUUAUUUCCAUUUUCCCCUCAAUGAGCGUAUAUCUAUAAUAAUAAAAAGCUGUGAAUAUGCUGCAUCAUU